AUUAGCUUUAUAGGACGACGGAAGAGUUAGGCUCCCGUCAGUAGGGCUUCUGUAAAGUUCUCGAUUUACAUUAACUAAAAUACAGCCAAAUAAGCUCCUGUCAGCGAUUUUGUGUUGUCAGUACGUAUUCCACAAGAUAAGCUAUGUCAACCCCGGCCAGAAGAAGACUUAUGAGAGAUUUUAAACGUCUACAAGAGGAUCCUCCAGCUGGUGUCAGUGGUGCUCCAUCUGAAAACAACAUCAUGGUGUGGAAUGCAGUCAUAUUUGGCCCUGAAGGAACUCCCUUUGAGGAUGGUACAUUUAAACUCAUUGUAGAAUUCACAGAAGAAUAUCCCAACAAACCCCCUACAGUGCGAUUUGUGUCAAAGAUGUUUCAUCCAAAUGUCUAUGCAGAUGGCAGUAUAUGUCUAGACAUUCUACAGAAUCGUUGGAGUCCCACUUAUGAUGUGUCCUCUAUUCUUACAUCUAUCCAGUCCCUGCUUGAUGAGCCAAACCCCAACAGUCCAGCCAACAGUCAGGCAGCUCAGCUGUACCAGGAGAACAAACGGGAGUACGAGAAACGGGUCUCUGCUAUCGUAGAACAAAGCUGGAGAGACAGUUGACCUGACACUCAUCAUCGCUUCUCUCUCUCUCCAUUGUUAAGCUGUGUGUGCUGCAAGUUUUAGUGGAAUACCUCUUAGUUUUUUGCCCCCCACCCCCUUUUAAUUUUAAGCUUUUAUGCACUUUACCCUCAACUUUCCAUCAUAGAACAUCCUGUUCCUGCCUGCCAGGAGGGCCUUUUUUUUUUUUUUUUUUUUUUUUUUUCUUUUUUCUAGUCUCGCCCCCUUUUUAAGUUCAUCAGGGGAAAUGUGCUGAAUCUUGCCUUGAUGUUAUGUCACUAUGGACUUGAGGGCCAUUACUUAAAAACCCUGGUGUGUUCUAACUUGCUGUAAUAACUCCAUGACUGUGUUUAGUGUCUCAAGAGUGCAUUAAGUCAUGGGUCCUUUUCUGUUGUGAGCCUGAUUUGUGUGUUUUUCACAAGGCAGUUGGAUGAUGAGCAGCCCGAGCAUCACGGACUACAACUAAAUUACCUUUACAUCGUGUCCUUGCUGUGUUGUGAACUGUUACAUGCAUGACUGAGUGUAUUCACUUUCCCAUUCAGUUUUCGUGUAUAUAAGAAACCUGCAACUGAUAUUAUGUACAGAUUUUGCACUGGUUGUCCCCCAUGUCACC
Molecule: messenger RNA, 1212 nt
Organism: Archocentrus centrarchus (flier cichlid)
Lineage: Eukaryota; Metazoa; Chordata; Actinopteri; Cichliformes; Cichlidae
Gene: ube2al
Product: ubiquitin conjugating enzyme E2 A, like
Exons: 6
Coding region: 144-602 (152 amino acids)
Source: RefSeq, a predicted model, not a curated record